Messenger RNA from Haliotis rubra (blacklip abalone), 1553 nucleotides. Its product is annotated as corepressor interacting with RBPJ 1-like. The coding region runs from base 112 to 1341 and encodes 409 amino acids. NCBI's taxonomy places the organism in Eukaryota, Metazoa, Mollusca, Gastropoda, Lepetellida, Haliotidae. The transcript has 10 exons. Gene Ontology annotation, biological process: negative regulation of DNA-templated transcription. The record is from RefSeq and is a predicted model, not a curated record. Gene Ontology annotation, cellular component: nucleus. Gene Ontology annotation, molecular function: transcription corepressor activity.
AAGGAGUUUGCAAAAGAUGUACUUCCGGUAUUUAGACGACAGAGAAACGUUUCAUUUAUAGACCUAUAUAUUCAGAUAUUUCUCUCGACUGGUGCGCACAUACAGAUCAAGAUGGGGAAGGGUUUCAACAAUUAUAUGACCAAGAAGUUCUUCCAUCCAGCUAGCAAGGAUAACAUAAAACGAGUAUGGAUGGCUCAACAAAAGACCACCUAUGAAAAGAAAAAGCAAGAGGAUCUAAUGAACCAAUAUCAAAAAGAACAAGAGAUGCUAAGCAACAGGGCCUUGCUAGGAGAUGAGAAGGCAAAACUGGGGCUGAGUUUCUUGUAUGAUGCUCCACCAGGUAUGAAGAAGAAAGAGCAGGAAGAUGAUGGGGAACAGGAGAUAAAGUUUGAGUGGCAGAGGAAGUACAACGCUCCUCGUGAGGCAUAUGCCAAGAAUGAUGAAACAAUUCGAGAUCAGCCAUUUGGUAUUGAGGUGCGCAAUGUCCGAUGUAUCAAGUGUCGACAGUGGGGUCACGUCAAUACUGACAAGAUUUGUCCUCUCUUUGGAAGGAACCUGACUGCCGAGCCGCCUCAACCUGAGAACACAACUUCAUCGUUGCUGGAGAGCCUGAAGGAAGAUGGCUUCCAGAUGAAGAAGAGCAUCAUGGGAAGGUUGAUGGAAGGCGAGGAUGAAAAGAAGGUCGUUGACACAGAUGAUGAAGAUGACCCUGAGGUACUGUUUCUAAAGUCUCUCACACCCAAACAGAAGAAAAAACUCUUGAAAAAACUGAACAAGCUCCAGAGCAAGGGAUCAUCAAUGAAGUCCAAGAAGAGCAAGAAGGAAAAGAAAAAGAAGAAAAAAUCAAAACAUGCAGAUUCUGACUCUGAAUCUUCAGAUUCUGAAAAGAGAGGAAGAAAGAGGAAGCAGAAGACCACUAAAAGAAAAAACGAAGAUUCAGAUUCCGAGAGCAGUAGCAGCUAUGACAGUGAUGAUCCAAGGGGAGCUUACUCUGUUAGCAGUAGAGACGUUAGACCAAAAGAAACACGACCCAGCAAGCGAGGAUACUCUCUUGGUGACCGCAGUCGGAGCCCUCUACAUAGGCCUCAUGACCGCGAGGCCUUUCAGCGUAGAUCUGAACAGACAAGGUCACGAAAAGACUCAUCCUCAGAGGAGGAUCAUAAACAGGAUCACCGGUUCAGACAACAAAAACAUAAGUCUGAUCCAUAUGAUCAUCAGAGAAAGGGUAGAAAGUCAAAGGACAAUAGACAUCGGAGACAUCAGCCCUCAAACUCUGAUUCGAAGAUGACGAAUCUCAUGAGAGGAGGAAAAAAAAGUCACGUGAAUACAAACAGCGAUUGAAUUCCGAUUCUGAAAGUGAGAAAUAUUCAUCAAGAAGUGGUAACUCUAGUCGUAAAGAUUUACGACAGCAAUCAAGCUCAUCCGAUUCUGAGGAUGAGAGUCAGGGUUCGAAAAGAAAAGAUGUUGAUGGCAACCGGUACAGAGACAGAGAGUCAGGAAAACUGAGACGUGAUGUGGAUGAAGAUCGGUAUGACAGAGAUCAGUCAAGGAAA